AUGUCAUUGGCGCAAUCGCUGCACUUCGAGCUCAGUACUCCCGCAUCGGAGACGCCUCCGAUUGUGGCGAGCGCAGCUCAACAGACCAGGCCAGAGCUGACCUCCAGCUCAAAAACUUCGGUCGCUGUCCAAACAGACGAACCUCCAGCUCCAGACUCUGGUCAGCAAGUCUUUGAAAGUGCUUCCUUGACGGUCAUCAAUAAGCCUCGGCGGCUGGCUGUCACGGCGCUGAUUAUUCUGGCCAAUCUGGUCCAGAUGACAGUCAAUUUCUCUGGUAUUGCGGGGGGAAGUAAACUCACUGAGUCGAUGGGGGUCAAGGACUCUUAUGCAUCGUGGAUCGGUGCCAGCUAUGCACUAACGCAGGGCACGUUCGUGUUAAUGAGCGGUCGCCUGGGCGAUGUAUUCGGACAUCGUCGACUCCUCAUCCUCGGCGGUAUCUGGCUAGCCGUGUGUACAUUGAUCAGCGCGUUCUGCAAUAACUUCUUCGCGUUCGUCUGCAUGCGAGCCUUAUCCGGUGUUGGCGGCGCCGCGAUCAUGCCGAACGCGGUCGCAAUGAUCGCGACGACCAAUCCGCCUGGAAAGGUUCGGAAUCUCAGUCUGGGGUUGUUUGGUGCGAGUGCACCGAUGGGAGGAUACUUUGGAGCGUUGUUUCUGGGCGCCUUCCUCGAGAAGACGGAGUGGAAGUGGUUUUUCGUCUUCAUAGCAUGUCUUAACGCUACCAUCUUCGUUCCCCUGUGGGCUCUGACUCCUAAAGAAGUCGCCGUGGACCGACACGGCAAAAUCGACUGGAUCGGUUCGGCACUGGGAACCGGCUCGCUGAUUCUCUUCAACUUCGUCUGGAACCAAGCACCCAGCGUCGGCUGGCAAACACCCUACGAAAUCGCCCUCCUCAUCAUCUCCAUCCUCCUCUUCGCCGGCUUCCUCAUCUGGGAACGCAACUUCACCCCCCACCCAAUCAUGCCCCUCGACAUCUUCAAAGCCCCCUGCUUCCUGACUCUCCUCUUCGUCGUCCUCCUAAACUACAUGGCCGUCGGCACGCUUAUCUGGUACCAAGUCCUCUGGCUCCUCGAAGUCUGGAACUGGUCGCCCCUUGAAUUCGCCGUCGGCUGGACCCCCUUCGUCAUCUGCGCUACUGGCGCCGCUUGUCUCGCUGCAUGGUUGAUUCCAAGACUCGCGGCGCAAUGGAUCCUCGCUAUCGGGACAAUUACCAUCCUCGUCUCGAACGUGCUCAUGGCUACCGUGCCCCUUCGCCAAACUUACUGGGCACAGGUCUUCCCCAGCGUGGUGCUUUUCUCGUUCUGUCCGGAUCUAGUCUAUACAGCGGGCCAAAUCAUCGCGAGUAACUCCGUGCGACGCAAUCAGCAGGGCAUUGCCGGUUCAAUCAUCGGGACUCUCAACCUGUACGGAAAUAGUCUUGGCUUGGGCUUUGCGUCGACGAUUGAGACGCAGAUCGCGAAGACGGCGGGUCGGAUUUGGGGGUAUCGCGCGGCGUUGUAUUUCGGGGUGGGCAUUAGUGUGGUGGCGUUGGUGCUGGAUGUCUUUUUUGUGAGGAUGGUUAAGGAUGAGAGGGAGGGGUGGCAGGGGGAUGAUGCGCAUUUGGUGGAUGUUGAUGGGCUGGAGCUGUCCGGGCAGGCUGCGGGGACUACUGGGGCGGAGAUUCCGGGGGUUUUGGAGAGGGGAUAG
This is a messenger RNA of Aspergillus affinis, 1683 nucleotides long. RefSeq names its product MFS general substrate transporter. The record is from RefSeq and is a predicted model, not a curated record. Gene Ontology annotation, biological process: transmembrane transport. The transcript is spliced from 5 exons. Gene Ontology annotation, cellular component: membrane. Lineage: Eukaryota; Fungi; Ascomycota; Eurotiomycetes; Eurotiales; Aspergillaceae. The coding region runs from base 1 to 1683 and encodes 560 amino acids. Gene Ontology annotation, molecular function: transmembrane transporter activity.